Messenger RNA from Didymodactylos carnosus, 732 nucleotides. Lineage: Eukaryota; Metazoa; Rotifera; Eurotatoria; Philodinida; Philodinidae. The record is from the annotation of a GenBank genome assembly.
AUGGGACAGAAAAACACAGUUGUUGCAAAAUCAGAUGACGAAAUAAUUAAUGUCAAUGUUGAUAAGAAACGAUCAGCACUCUACUUCUUUCCUUUUGCUGUAUUUUUUACACAGUACAUUCGUAUCCCGCUUAUUCAACCGGAAUCUUCACAAACAUCGACGAAUAGAACAACUGUACCACUUCCACCACUUAGUCCGCCGAAAUCGCAAAACCCUAAACUUGAUCCUCUAAAACCAAUUGCUAAAACAUCUGUAGAGCUUCCGAUUGAUCCGGCCAAAGUUCGAAUAUUAACACUGAAUGAAAUUGUGCAAAAGCAAUCGCUUGAUCCUCCUGAACCUCUGACAAAAUCAAACGAUACGUUGGCAGAAGAAAUUGUGGAAUUUAUGCGAGAUGCAUGGAAUUUACAUGUACCUAAUUUAAUUAUAUCAGUUACCGGUGGUGCAAAAUAUUUUAAAUUUAUAAAUCCUAGAACCCGUGAUGAUUUUCAAAAUGGAUUAUUUGCUGCUGCUGUGACAACAGAUGCGUGGAUAUUUACGGGCGGUACAAAUGCUGGUAUAAUGAAAGAAGUUGGUGAUGCCAUAAACAGGUGUCGUUAUAGAAAUACAAAAACUCCAGCAAAGAUACCAGUGAUAGGAAUUUGUGGGUGGAAAUAUAUAACAGGUAAUUAUCGUUAUUAUUUUAAUCAGCCUAAUUUAUUUACUAGCGGUGUCUUUCAGAUGCCGAACAGUUAG